Prionailurus viverrinus (fishing cat) is the source of this 1823-nucleotide messenger RNA. It is a transcript of the gene IP6K2, whose product is annotated as inositol hexakisphosphate kinase 2. Gene Ontology annotation, biological process: phosphatidylinositol phosphate biosynthetic process; inositol phosphate biosynthetic process. Gene Ontology annotation, cellular component: nucleus; cytoplasm. The transcript is spliced from 6 exons. Bases 272 to 1549 code for a protein of 425 amino acids. NCBI's taxonomy places the organism in Eukaryota, Metazoa, Chordata, Mammalia, Carnivora, Felidae. The record is from RefSeq and is a predicted model, not a curated record. Gene Ontology annotation, molecular function: inositol hexakisphosphate kinase activity.
GGUGCUCUGUGGAGGUGUGUGAACCCAGCACCUGUUGGUUCUCAUGCUAAACAGAAUCAUACUGUUUCCUUGAGAGACUGUCUAUAGAGUUACCCAACAAAGGAAGAGGAAGGGUGGAUAUAGAAUACAUGACCAAAGAAUAGCGUCCUGGCCCGCGCGACUGAGGAGUCAAAGCGAGACAGACGGACGCACGGACAGACGACGGACGGAGGACUCGCUGGCCGCUGGACCCCGCCGCCUCCCCCUUCUUCCUGCCGCCUGCGUCUGGAGGAUGAGCCCAGCCUUCAGGGCCAUGGACGUGGAGCCCCGCACCAAGGGCGUCCUGCUGGAGCCCUUUGUCCACCAGGUCGGGGGGCACUCAUGCGUGCUCCGCUUCAAUGAGACGACCCUAUGCAAGCCCCUGGUUCCGAGGGAGCACCAGUUCUACGAGACCCUCCCAGCUGAGAUGCGCAAAUUCACUCCCCAGUACAAAGGUGUGGUAUCAGUUCGCUUUGAAGAAGAUGAAGACAGGAACUUGUGUUUAAUAGCAUAUCCAUUAAAAGGGGACCACGGAAUUGUGGACAGUGUAGACAAUUCAGACUGUGAACCAAAAAGUAAGCUUCUGAGGUGGACAAACAAAAAACAUCACGUCCUAGAGACAGAAAAGAGCCCCAAGGACUGGGUGAGACAGCACCGGAAAGAGGAGAAGAUGAAAAGCCAUAAGUUAGAAGAAGAAUUUGAGUGGCUAAAGAAAUCUGAAGUCUUGUACUACAGCGUAGAGAAAAAGGGGAAUGUCAGUUCCCAGCUUAAACACUAUAACCCCUGGAGCAUGAAGUGUCACCAGCAACAGUUACAGAGAAUGAAGGAGAAUGCAAAACAUCGGAACCAAUACAAAUUCAUCUUACUGGAAAAUCUGACUUCCCGCUAUGAGGUGCCUUGUGUCCUGGACCUCAAGAUGGGUACCCGCCAGCAUGGUGAUGAUGCUUCAGAGGAGAAGGCAGCCAACCAGAUCCGCAAGUGCCAGCAGAGCACAUCUGCUGUCAUCGGUGUCCGUGUGUGUGGCAUGCAGGUGUACCAGGCAGGGAGUGGGCAGCUUAUGUUCAUGAACAAGUACCACGGACGAAAGCUGUCAGUGCAGGGCUUCAAGGAGGCACUUUUCCAAUUUUUCCACAAUGGUCGGUAUCUGCGCCGUGAACUCCUGGGCCCUGUGCUUAAGAAGCUGGCUGAGCUCAAAGCCAUUUUGGAGCGACAGGAGUCCUACCGCUUCUACUCAAGCUCCCUAUUGGUCAUCUAUGAUGGCAAAGAAUGGCCUGAGGUGGCCCUGGACUCAGAUGCUGAGGACUUGGAGGACCUGUCUGAAGAGUCAGCUGACGAGUCUGCAGGUGCCUAUGCCUACAAGCCCAUCGGCACCAGCUCAGUGGACGUGCGCAUGAUCGACUUUGCACACACCACCUGCAGGCUGUAUGGCGAGGACAGCGUGGUACAUGAGGGCCAGGAUGCUGGCUAUAUCUUCGGGCUCCAGAGCCUCAUAGACAUUGUCACAGAGAUAAGCGAGGAAAGUGGGGAGUGAGUUUGCUGGCUGCACCAGCACCUGAGAGACUCUCUGUGUCCCAGGCACAGCUGUGCUGCGUCGGGGAGGAGGCCAGUAUGGCCAGGCGUUGGCCCCUGCAGCCUGGAGCUGAUGUGCAGAGGCCUCUGUGAGUCCCAGCCUGAGCCAGCCCCAAUCGCGUUCGGAGUCUUUUAUUUAUUUUAACUAUUUCUUCAACAUUCCACAUUUGAUGAUGCAGAUACCUCUUUCUUCCCUGAGUGUAAAUGUUCUAAUACAAAUCUUUUUGUUAAUUGUA